GUUUUUUCAAACCUUCCCACGGCAACAUACUUCGAGAGAGAUCGGUUCCAGAACCUGCUACCAUUACCACUGGGAGAAAAAAAACAGGUCUCCAGGCGAUUGACUCCCAUUUUUCAGUGGUCGACGGUGAGAUGUCGGCGUAUGAGAACGUGGUCGGUGGGAGGCUGAGGCUGAAGGGGAAGCCACUGGAUGUGAAAACAGGUGGCAUUUCUAAGAAGAAAAAGAAGCAGCAUCAUUAUCAUGAUCAACGCCAACCAGGUGGAAAUAACUCAUCAUCAACAGAGCAUGGUGAGGAAACAAAUGAGACAGACAAAGAUGAUGAAAAUGGUGAGGCUGCCAAGUAUGAUGACUAUCUUACACCAGCUGAGAGGCGGUAUCUUCAGCAGUGGGAGAACAUUGAUCUCCAAAGGAUUAGUAAGGUGGCUAGUAAAUCACACCGUGAUCGGAUUCAGGAAUUCAACCAAUAUCUGGCUAACCUAAGUGAGCAUUAUGACAUUCCUAAAGUGGGGCCUGGUUAGUUUAUUUCUUUGACUGGCAAGUCAAAUUGAAUUUUGAUUGCAAUUGUAUUAUGGAAUUGCAAACUUAUUUCCUCUUCGGUUGAAAUGGUGUGAUUUCUAUUCUGAAAAUUAGGUCCUAGUAGAUGACUGUUUAAGAACUCGCAUCUUUUAAUAAUCUCAAAUGGUUGGACUUAAAAGUUUGUAUUGAAGUACCUUCCUUGAUAUUUAUUUGGCAAGUCAUAUUGUAAAUAAAGAUGAAACUUUUUCUGGAGUA
Messenger RNA from Manihot esculenta (cassava), 771 nucleotides. RefSeq names its product protein FAM32A-like. The coding region runs from base 132 to 518 and encodes 128 amino acids. The transcript is spliced from 2 exons. Lineage: Eukaryota; Viridiplantae; Streptophyta; Magnoliopsida; Malpighiales; Euphorbiaceae. Gene Ontology annotation, cellular component: nucleolus. The record is from RefSeq and is a predicted model, not a curated record.